Acanthoscelides obtectus is the source of this 2114-nucleotide messenger RNA. Lineage: Eukaryota; Metazoa; Arthropoda; Insecta; Coleoptera; Chrysomelidae. The record is from the annotation of a GenBank genome assembly.
ACCAAUCUACUAAGGUCGCUGGUCUGAAACCAGUCAGUUUCACUUCCAUUUACGUAUACACUUCAGUAGUAGCGUAGUAGCACAGCACCGACAUUGUUAUCGACUAUUUUCUUGACCUUUAUCUGCUUUUGAUAUGGUAAACCUACUGCCCGAAAAAGAUAAUGCUCAAAGUUAGAGUAUUAAGAAGUCACCUAGAAGAUAUAGUGCAAAGAUGAGGUGGAAAUACUGUGUUAGUGUGUUUGUGUUACUGGUUUUAUUGACAAAUCAUUAUGUGCAGUGUGGCAGAUAUAGUAGUCGUGGAAGGACAUCUUCCAGUCGAUCUGGCGGUAGCAGUCGGUAUGGCAGUCGACCUUCGUAUCCCUCCUAUCCCUCCUACCCUUCUUAUCCUUCGCCAUCCUAUAAACCGGCAACAUCUAGGCCAAUAGGAUUCGACCUAUCUGGACACUCCGGUGGACCAGUUGGACCACCUAAAAACUCAUAUUCCAGUGGAAGCUCACCAACAUCUAGACCAAUAGGAUUCCAGCCUCCAAGCAGUAAUAAUAGAGGAACUGUUAGACCAAUUGGCUUUUAUAUACCGAGUAGACAAGAAACACGUACAAGGCAAAACAAAUUGGAGGCUAGCUAUUCUUCACCAACUAAUUCUGGUGUUAAUAAAGUUACUGUUAGACCAAUUGGAUUUCAUGUAAAUGGACAUACCACACCGAAACCGAAACAUGGGAAUAGUGGUACUCCAAGGCCACUAGGAUUCGACGUCCACAAUAGCCCUGGUGCACCGGUAGGUCCACCAAAGCAAGUAUCUAAUGUUGGAAGCACCCAGACUCAAGGUAACAAAUACGAAAAACCUCCUCCAUACAACCCCAACUACACUCCAACGAACCAGAAUCACGCUCAAGGACCUCCCCCAUAUAACCCCAACAACUAUGGUCGUCCCCCAGCAUACAGUCCUGCUGGACAGCCUCCCGCUUACAACGCUGCAGGAUCACAUCCACCAGCCUAUAGCCCAGCAGGAUAUGGCCAUCCUCCAGCGUAUCACCCAGCGGGAUACGGACAUCCCCCAGCUUACAAUCCAGGCUACAACCCCGCAGGAUAUGGGCAUCCUCCUGCUUACAAUCCUGCCGGUUAUGGAGCGCCACCAGCUUAUGGAUAUGGUCAUCCUCCUGCAGGAUAUGGGGGUAGUUACCAUUACCCUGCGGGUGGAGGUACAACUAUAAUAAACAACAAUAACUACCACUAUGGAGGUGGCGGAGGUUACGGCGGAGGAUUUGGAGGUGGAUACACUCCAAGUUACAGAUACAGCAGUUUUGACACCGGUUCUACUGCCUUAGGCCUAUUCCUUGGUUACUCAUUGGCUAAAAUCACUACACCAAGCUUUCUAUAUCACGGAAGCUCAUAUGGUGGCGGAUAUGUCCCCCGUUACGACCAUUAUGAAGUUCAUCAUUAUUAUCAUAAUAAGGACAAUGUCCCUAAGGAGGCUGAAAUCCAACAAAAUGCCAUCGUGGGAUGUGUUGGUGACAGCGGUAGCUUCUGCCCUGCAAACACCACUUCUCUGUGUACUAACAAUGGAGCAGUUAUGUGCGUAGCCAGUGCUACUACUACAGUACCGUGCUCUGGCAGCCUCCAAACCAAUUGCGUUAAAACUGUGGUACCUUGUGUAAACAACACAGCUCCUGAGUGCAAAGAUACGCCUCGGAAAGAGACUGAGAUCAGUAUACCUUGUAUUUCAACUGCGAAGGUGUAUGGUGACAUAAGUUACGUCAACAACACCAUCGUUGUUUCAAACGCAACGACAGAAGCUAACUCAACAGUUUCUAGCAACGCAACUAUCACUACUACAGAUGGUAGUAAUAGCACUGUGGUCACCACAACUCUUGCACCUAACACUACCAACACUACUAGUAACGAACAUAAAGGGCCUCCCCAAAUGUUCUGUGUAACCAUCCUGGCUCUACCAGCGCCCGCUAAGCAAACUGCAGGAGGAAAACUGUUUGAUGGAGUGAAAAGCGCUUUUGGGAUGUUUGCAGUAAAAGCACUGGGAAUAGAAUGAGCUUGCCAGUUCAAAUAAUUUAAAUGUGAUAUGUAUACUCGAAUAGAUUAAUAAAUUGUAUUUACUGUUA